Aptenodytes forsteri (emperor penguin) is the source of this 6025-nucleotide messenger RNA. It is a transcript of the gene CEP162, whose product is annotated as centrosomal protein 162. The coding region runs from base 138 to 4514 and encodes 1458 amino acids. The transcript is spliced from 28 exons. Lineage: Eukaryota; Metazoa; Chordata; Aves; Sphenisciformes; Spheniscidae. The record is from RefSeq and is a predicted model, not a curated record. Gene Ontology annotation, biological process: cilium assembly. Gene Ontology annotation, cellular component: axonemal microtubule; centriole; centrosome.
GACGCGGUCCAGAGAUACCGUCCAAGUGCUUACAGAAGGAUAUCUUAUUCGAUUCAAAGUCUGGGCAGGCUGCUAAACUUUUUUUUUUUUUUAACUGCCAAAGCCAAAGUGUCGGGUGGUCUAUGGAUGAAUAAGGAAUGAAAGCAGGAAGCAGUUGUCACAACUCGCCUGUCAAAAUCAAUUUACUAGUUUUUACACUCAGUUGUUUGGAAGGUAACAUCCAGUCACAGAUUAUGGCUCAUCGAUUUUCAAAAGAAGAAUUAGAUGAGCAGUUUGAAGAGUUUCUGAAAGAGUCUCUUUCAGAUGAUUCACUUGGAAAUUCAAAGAAAAAAUCCAGCAUUCUUGAGACAUUGGGACAGCCCAGGAAAAAAGAAACUAAGAAAAAGGAUUCAGUGCCAUGGUGGAUAUCUGAGGAAGAUUCGGAUGAUGGUGGAAUGUGUGGAGCCAAUGGAAGCUUUGUGAAGAUACAGAACACUUCACAACCUAUGGGGGAAACUGAGGAGAAUAUGCAUGUGGAAAAGGUGCAGCUUCAGAAAAGUAAUGGGGUUGCUGUCUCCUUAAGUAGAGACAGCCUGGAGACAAAUGAUUCAGUUUUAGCUUCUGGGCCUAAUCAAAGUUUCGUGGGAGUUGGAUUGGAUACCUUGGAAGAACAAGAAGAAAAAGAUAUCUUCUUUGCCAAACUCGAACAAGAAGCUUCCUCUACUAUUGAUUAUUCAAGAUUAAAUAAAGAGCUGGAUUCCAAUGAUUCUGUAUUACCAGCACCAUUUGUACGAAAUGAAAAAACUGAAAAAGGAGAAGAGGAAUCCAUGCAUGAAGAGAAAUCUGGCAGCUACAGUGAAGAUUUUGAAGAAGAAACAGAUGCUAAUCCUGCCUUUAAAACUGAGGGAAGUCAGGUGAAUCAAAACAUCAUGUCAGGAGUUGAUUUCAGUCCUCAAGAACAGGAAGAAGCAAACACUGGCAUGCUAGCUAAAGUUGUAUUGCUUGAUUCACAAGAUUCAACUACAGAACUUCAAAAGGCCGUUGAAACAUCAGAUGUAGCUCUAGGCGAACAUUAUCUGCCUGAAGAAGUCAGUGGAAUUGAAAUGAAUGAAGCAGGCAGUUCCUAUGGACAAACCACCAGUGACAUGGAAGCGUUACACCAAGCAUACCAUCAUAUUGAUCAGUCUUUGGGAGACACUGAUCAGCAAAAACUGCACGAUUCUGCAACGGGAGUCUCAGAAUACUUAGUGCAAGGUGUUUCACAAAAUAAUGACAUCUAUUCAAAAAACAUGUCAACUAUUGAAUCAGAUUUACCUACUGUGGAAGAAUUGAUGAAACCAAUUAAAGGACAUUCAUGUAAUAUCAGAAGUUUUGAUGUGGAGCCUGAAAGUCCUGUGAAACUGGUAGGCAGCACAGCAAAUGACCUCGUCAGCCACUCACCCUUUAAAGAGCACCAGAAUAAUACGGUUUGGGAGACAAACUUACUUGAAAAAUUUAAUAGAGAAGAGAGCAUCUUUCUGCAGGCAGCUGUGAAUGACGAUAACUUUCAGAGGGUGACUGAGAAAGAAAUUCAGACCAGUGAAGUACAGCUUGAUGUACCGAGAGAAAAAAUAGUACAAGACUCUCUGCUUUCACAAGGCAGCAAAACUAAACAAGCUCUUCGGUCUUGUUCCUUGAAGAAUGAAAGAUCUGAAUCAAUGACAACUAAACCAAUGUUAUACAAGAAUAUCAGAAGUCCAGCACCUUUACAUAAAAAGAAAUCUUCAUAUGGUCCUCAUGGGGUGGUUAGAAGUUCUUGGUAUGGGAAACCCACUUCACUCUCAAAACAGUCUUUUCCAGUUAAUGAAAAGAAAACACCAAAAGAAACUUUCAAAAAGACCAGUGUGAAAGCCAAAAGUCCUGCAGAUAGAGCAAGAUCUAAAGAAGCCUUAUUUGCUACUAGGAUAAUAAAAUCUGCAACAAAUGAACCAACUACGAAGGGAAGUAUUAACAGAGUUAUGUCUGGCCAAUCAGUUGUUAACAAUCUUGGACACCAGGCUGUGGAUUAUUGCAGGCAGUAUCAGCAUGAUUUAUCAUUUUCUCCUGUCAAAAGUUGUGAUAGAGAACUAUAUUUGCUAAAACGAGUACAAGUUGCAGAGGAGGACCUGAACGCAGCUCGUGAUUUGAUUCAACAGCUAACCAGCACAGUUUCACAAAAAGAGAAAGAAAUAGAGACAAAGAUAGUAGAAUUGAAAACACAGCAUGACAAAGAGCUUUCUCGGUUGGGUCAGGAAAACUAUGUUCUUCAGAGUAAGUUAAGAAGUAUGGAAGAGCUGACUCAAGAAAAGAGAUGGACCCAUCAUACAGCAACGAUUCCUGUCACUGAAGAAAAACUGGCACAAAUACAAAAAGAAAUUGAAGAUCAAGAGGUCAUUAUUCAAGGUUAUCAACAGGAAAAUGAGAGGUUAUACAAACAAAUGAAAGAGCUACAAACCGCAAACAAAAAAAAUGAGGAACAAAUGUUUAAGGAGAAUCAGUGUUUAAUGUCUGAAUUAAUAGCCCUAAGAGAAAAGAUAGAGAUGACUAAUAUCCAGUCACGAAUCAUGCAGGAUUCUGAACCAGCCAGAAAUCAGAGUUUCACAGAAUUGAUUUCAGAGCUUCGAGCAGCACAGAAGGAAGAAACUAAAUUACAAGAAGAGAUAAGACGUCUCAAACAAGAUAAGCAAGCUCUCGAGGUAGACUUGGGACAAGCAAAGAAGGAGAGAGAUUUAGCAAAAGUCCAGAUUGCAUCCACAUCAAGUGAGAAGUCUUAUGAAUUUAAAGUUAUGGAAGAAUCAUACAAACAGGAAAUUACUCAUUUAAAAAGACGACUUCAGUGGUAUGCAGAAAAUCAAGAUCUUCUGGAUAAAGAUGCAGCCCGCCUUAAAGAUGCAAGAGAAGAAACUGAGAAACUAAAACUAGAGGUUGAGAAGCUCAGAGCUGAAGCUGGAGAUCAGUGUGUGCAACAGAAGAAGCGUUUGCGAGACAGAGCAGCAGAUGCUAAAAGAAUUCAGGAUCUUGAGCGACAAAUCAGAGAAAUGGAAGGAAUUCUAAAAAGAAGGUAUCCAAAUUCUUUGCCUGCUUUGAUUUAUGCUGCUGCUGCUGCUGAGAAAACUGAUGAUCUUUCAGCUAAAACAAACACAGUUGAUUUUUUGGAGAGAAGAAUAAAAAAGUUAGAAACAGAACUUGAAGGUAAAGAUGAUGAAGCUAAAAAAAGUCUCCGUGCCAUGGAACAACAAUUUCAAAAAAUAAAGAUACAGUAUGAGCAAAGACUUGUAGAGCUUGAGCAACUACUUGCCUACAAAUUUAUGAGUGAAUCACCAAAACUGAAUGGUGAUAAAGUCAGUUCUACAGAACUUGAACAGGAGCUUCAGAAUCUAAAAAAGACCCAUCAGAUCACCGUUAAAAACCUCCAGACAGAAAUUGAAAACCUUAAAAGUCAAAAUUCCCAGUUAAAACUCAGAAGUAAAAAGGAUAAUAAAGACUUAGAGUCCACAGACUCUCAGCUGAGACAAGGUAACACAAAAGACAGACUGUUAAAACUAAAUGAAGAACUGGUCACCAAAAAUAGAGAAAUACAAGACCUUACAAAAACUGUAGAGAAACUUCAAAAAGAAAGGGUGGUGAUGUUGUCUGAUAAUAAUUUGAGAACUAAAACCACUAAGGAAAACACUACAGAGAUCUUGAAAAAGAAUACCUCAGCAACAGAUAAAAGGAAUUCCAGCAACAGUAAAACCUUUUUAAGCAUUUUCAACGAUGACAAAAUAUACCAACCACAUACCUUUUCUGAUUCUAAUCUCUCGGAAGUUCUGCAAGAAAAUGCACAGCUGAAAGAGGAGCUAGAAAGAUUGUCUCUAGAAAUGAACCAGCAGAGGGUGAAGUCUCAAGCAACACUGGCUUAUUCUGAAAAUAACAUACGAAGGAUACAGGAAGACACAGCAGAAUACGUUGCAUCUCUGAAAGCUUCCCAUCAGAGGGAAGUGGAGAAGAUUCUUUGCCAGCACGCAAGGGAGCAUUCUACUUCUAAAGUAGCUGAACUAAGCAGCAGAAUUUCAACACAAGAGAUAUUAAUAAAACAUCUCCAAGAACAAAUUGGUGAACAACAGAGACAUCAGGAAGCCCUUUUAGUUUCACAGAUGCGAGAGGAACUCCUACAAAAAGAGGUGACAAAAUUGUUGGAAGAACUGAGAGAGGCUAAGGAGAGCCAGAGUCCUGAAAUGAAGCAUUUCUUGUGCCUGGAAAAGAAAAUCAAGCAUAUAGAGACCAGACAUGCAGAAAGAGAGCAAGAAAUUCAAAAGGCAACCCAACUAACACAACAGAUUACUGAAGCAAGGCAAACCCAUGAGGCUGAGAGGUGGCGAAGACUGGCACAACGGAAGAAUCAAGAACUGGAGAAAUUUCGGGUGGAAUUGGAUUCAAUAUUAGAUGUUUUACGUGAACUGCAGAAACAAGGGGUUGUUAUUCCUGCACCUAAUUCCAGUGGAUUCAGCAUGAUGGACAGCUGUUGGAAGACAUGAUUAGGUAGGAGUUGAUUAGAGAAGCAGGAUUUUAAUAUUCAAAGUUCCGUGUAGAAAGUAAUAUUGAAAAUCAUUAAUGUAACACUCAUAAAUUGAAUUACAUUCUGAUCUUACCCGGAAUCUUGCUUGUCCAAAGGUAGAUUUGCACUGAGCAGCACCCCGGUCAUAUUGUAUGUCUUCGAUUUUGUUAGGAAUAAAGUUACGUGCAAUUUUUUAAAAGUAUUAGGAAUACUGAGGUUAUUCCAGAAACUCAAUUACCAUUGAGAAAUUCCAUUUGAUGCUUUUUCGGAUACUGUAGAACAUGCCUGAAUAUUUUUAACUUUUCUUUAUAACUUGUUUUACAGUGAUUCCUUUGUGAACAAUUUGAGUAAUAUGCUGUUUGGCUUGUACUUUUAGUGUAUAGAGUUGUUAUUUUUCAUUCAGUAGGGCAUGAAAAUCCUCUUUUUUCCAACAUUUUGCUUCUCUCCCUCCAAUUCAUAAAACGUUCCUUCCCUUGUCUUUAAGACCCCUUUCAACUUUGUGAAUGAUUGGCGGGCUGGAGCAGAGCAGGCAUUCUCUGGUGAUGCUCAGAUUCAAACUAUUCCCUGUUUACUUUGCAGAGCUUUCCGACUGUGCUGGUAAGAAUGAUGGCAGAGUGGUCUAGCUGAAUUCUUAUGGGGCAGAUAUGAAAAAAAGCCUGUAAAAUACAGCGUGAGAGUAGUUCUUGGUAUCCCUUUUGAAAGGAAAGGCUGUAUUGACUAAGAUUUGUACAAGGGGCUGUUCUGGAUCUGAGAGUACCAUCUUCAUAGAUGAUCUUGACAGAGUAAAGAGGCCAAUCAAAUGUCAAGACGAUGACCUAAAGCUCAACUGCAGGGAUUUGUUGGUGGGCAAAUUUAGAGUUCAAAUACUGAGCAAACCGGAAAAGGGGCCAGGGGAAAAAAAAAAAGCUAUACUCUUCAGGAGUGACAAAGGAGACUGGUAUGCUUAACAGGAAUAAUCUACCACCCGAACGCAGAAUGUGGAUAUAACUUUCUGCUGAACUGACAGGCAUCAUAGCAGGUAACAAGCUGAAUGUUAGAGAGGCCAUUGCCUUCUCCCUCUCCUCUUAUGCCCGGCUGGAGUUACACACCUAAGCGUAGAGCCUGUAAGAUACUAGAUAGCGUAGGAGCAAUUCCUGCUGCUGCAUCACUGACAUGUAACUAACUUAGUGUGCUAAGCUUUGGGUCCCUUGUUUUGAAAGAGAUGGACCAACUGGAGGGGAAAGAACAAUCAGCAGUCUAGGAGAUGUAGCCUUAGGAACCACUGAACCCCCAGGGGCUGCCCUGCUCCAGAGGGGAGACUGGGGAGGGAAGAUGAGGAUGGCUAUUAUACGUGUUGUGUAUGAAAAACCUGCUGCUAAAAGGAUAGAAAAAGGAGAAGCAGUAAGUCAAAUUAAAGAAAAUUCUAGAUAAUAGCUAUUUGGUGGCUGGAAGGACAGGUUUUCAAACAAAUCAGUAAAUUACUAGUUUGAAGUCUCAGCACUGCAAAUCCUU